Caenorhabditis auriculariae is the source of this 798-nucleotide messenger RNA. The record is from the annotation of a GenBank genome assembly. Lineage: Eukaryota; Metazoa; Nematoda; Chromadorea; Rhabditida; Rhabditidae.
AUGCGGUACUACAUUUCGCGAUAUCAAGUCUGGAUGAGCGGCUGUAAAGGUCGGUCUUUGGGAUUUCAGAGUGGUCCCUGAAGGGGUUUGGGGAGAACAACCCCUAUUGGUUCCGAAAAAGGGAUUCCCUAUAGGGGUAAACCAAGGUGGUCCCUAAAGAGGUUUCGGGUCUGACAGUUUAGAGUAUUUCGAAGAAGCUGUCCCAGAAGAAGAAGCGGUCCCUUUAGGGAUUUAGGGUUUGUUGCCCCUAUAGGGACCCCUGUGGAGUUCCAAUAGCUUCUUCGCAUAGAGUUCAGAAAAAUUAAUGACUAUCAUGUCCCCUAUAGUGACCAUUUUACCAACCCCUAGAUGGGCACUUUUGCAAGAUUUGAUGCCCCCCAUAGGGGUUGGUAAAAGUGAUCCCUAGAGGGGACCUUCCAAAGGUGGUUAAGGUUGCCCCUAUAGGGACCCCUCUGGAGUUCCAAAGGCCAGCUGAAUGGCUUGUUAGAAAAAAGCCUCUUCAGGAAAGAUGAAAUCGGCCUCGUGCGUAUUUCGGAGUUGGCGACUUGCCGACGCUGAUUCGGCAGCCACACCUCGUCGCCCACAAGUUCUACCUCGACUUUCCAACCAGCCGCCUUUUUCUGCGUCCUGAAGGUCGUCCAGUGCGACCUGCAGCUCUAAAAAGGUGUUCAGGAGAUACGUCGAAGGACCGCGCAUCCAAUCAAGCUCAAUUCGAAGCUGUACGCGUCCCUGCCGCAGGUCGAGCUCAACCGAGGCGUCCCCUUCAGCAAGCUCUCUCAUCCUCUCUGGCUUUUCUAG